Messenger RNA from Carassius gibelio (silver crucian carp), 1063 nucleotides. RefSeq names its product zinc finger protein with KRAB and SCAN domains 7-like. The record is from RefSeq and is a predicted model, not a curated record. Bases 198 to 815 code for a protein of 205 amino acids. Gene Ontology annotation, molecular function: nucleic acid binding; zinc ion binding. Lineage: Eukaryota; Metazoa; Chordata; Actinopteri; Cypriniformes; Cyprinidae. The transcript has 2 exons.
GCGAGCAGUGGCCGGUACGCCUAAUACCCCUGCUCUCCGGUGAGGCCCAGGUGGCCGCGCAACAACUUCCGGUGGCGAACCUCCUGGUCUUCGACGACCUCAAGAGGGCCAUUAUCCAGCGGGUCGGCCGGUCGCCAGAGCAACAUCGCCAGCGCUUCCGGUCCCUGGAUUUGGGCGAGGCCGGCCGGCCCUUCGCGAUGGCCCAACAGCUCCGGGACUCCUGCCGCAAGUGGCUACUGGCCGAGGGAAGUGACGUGGAGCAUGUCGUCGACCUGGUGGUGCUGGAGCAGUUCAUCGCUCGGCUUCCCAAGAAGACGGCCGAGUGGGUCCAGUGCCACCGCCCCACGUCGCUGGACUCGGCCAUCCAUCUGGCGGAGGACCACAUGGUGGCGUGCCCAGGGGUCGGCGCACCCCCACCUGCUAACUCUCUCUCUCCUUCUCUCUCUCCCCCCUCUCUCUCUCGCCCUGUCCCUCUCCCUAGGUCCCGUCCACCCGGCCCUCCUCGUGUCCCGCCCCGGGGGCGGGGCGGGAUCGACCAUGGACACUUUGGGAGCCCAAGGGCCCCGCCCAGGGGGGCAGGGAUUGUGCCUGCUGGGGGGGACAGUGCUUCCGUUUCUCCACUCUCUCCGCGCCAAUUCUCCAAUCCACUCCCUGCCACUGGGGCGGCGGGUAGGUCUGGGCUGGCCUGUUGGCGUUGCGGGGACCCGGAGCAUUUCGUGGACAGGUGUCCAGCGAUGGAGGUGGGGACGAUGAUCCGGGUCCCGGAUGUCCCACAGGUCACCCCCGGUCAGGCUGGCGAGUACCAAAUACCUUAAUUGGCGUGGAGAGAGUAUAAAACGCCGGGAGAAACGGAUGCAAGCGAGAGAGAGACGGACUGCUGACCCGAACCGGAGACGGAAAACCGGAAGGAGUGAACCGGAAGUUUGACAGAGCGUGUCAGAAUAAGAGUCACCGUUUGGGUGUUUGUGAUUUUCUUUGUUCUUUGUUUAGUUUUGGUUAAAUAAAUACGUCAGCAGUCCAGCCGACCCCUUUGUCCUCUUCCUUGCCACACGAACUUACUACA